Molecule: messenger RNA, 1568 nt
Organism: Macrobrachium nipponense
Lineage: Eukaryota; Metazoa; Arthropoda; Malacostraca; Decapoda; Palaemonidae
Product: dnaJ protein homolog 1-like
Exons: 1
Coding region: 68-1324 (418 amino acids)
Cellular component (GO): cytosol
Molecular function (GO): protein-folding chaperone binding
Source: RefSeq, a predicted model, not a curated record
UUCAUUCAGCAUUGUUGAAUAUAAAAUGCGCAUUAGCGCAGCCAACCAAACUUAGUUCAUCAUCAGCAUGGACUAUUACAAGAUCCUAGGUAUCUCCCAAGAUGCUUCAAUGGAAGAUAUUAAAAGAGCUUACCGAAAAAUGGCACUUAGAUACCAUCCAGAUAAAAAUAAAUCAUCGGAUGCAGAGGAAAGGUUUAAAGCCAUCUCGCAAGCUUAUGAAAUAUUGAGCGAUGUGAAAAAGCGGGAGUGUUACGAUCAACAUGUGAAAGGUAAAAUGGAGGAUGAGGAGGUACCUAAGGAGGGUAAUAAUAAAACUCGCUUCACAUAUACCUCUACCCAUACUAGCGAUCCCAAAACUCGCUUUACAUAUACCUCUACUACUAGCAAUCCCAAAACUCGCUUUACAUAUACCUCUACUACUAGCGAUCCCAAAACUCGCUUUACAUAUACAUCUACCACUACUACUAAUAGCGGUCCAAUGGACGACAUUUUCCAUCAGUUCUUCGGCACCCACGGUAAUUUUAAUCACUUCUUUAAUAACUCUGACGACGACGAUGAUGAUGAUGAUGAUGAUGAUAUUCAUAUGAUGUGGAGAGGCAUCAGUAGUAGGCAUCGAAUGGGAGGUUUCAACUGUAAUCACAAACACUAUCACAGGGGGGGAAGGCAUCAUCAUCAUCAUCAUCAUCAUCAGGAUCCUCCAAUCUACCGGGACCUGUACGUGACUCUCGAAGAAAUAGCUCAAGGAGUGAUCAAAAAGAUGAAAAUCACGCGGAGUGUGUUUAGCGAUGAUGAAAAAUAUACCACCAAGAGAGAAGAGAAAAUAUUGAGCAUUAACAUUAUGCCCGGUACAAAGGAUGGUUUUGAGAUCAAAUUCGAAAGAAUGGGAGACGAGUCGCCUGGCAAGGUCCCGGCUGAUAUCAUUUUCGUUAUUAGGGAAAAGCCUCACCCGGCAUUUAAGAGAGACGGUACUAAUUUGAUCUAUUCGGUCAAAAUCCCCAUCAGAGACGCCUGGUGUGGUACCAGCGUGUCUGUCCCUACUCUGGAAGGCCAAAUGGUCACACUCGAUGUCAAAAAUAUAAUUAUCACACCUCAGACGAAGAAGAUACUCUCAGGAUAUGGUCUACCUUUUCUUGACAACCCUUCCAGAAAGGGAAAUAUCAUUGUUCAUUUUGACAUCCAAAUUCCAGAUUUAUUGCUAGAAAACGUCAGAAAUAAUCUUUUCAAAUUAUUACCGAUAGUCGUUAAUGCAUCAUUAUUAUUAUUUAAAAUAAUAAUAAUAAUAAUAAUGAAAUUUAUCACGUUCCCAAACACCAGAGAGUCUUAAAGGAUCGAAAAAAUAAUAAUUCUCUCUCUCUCUUUCUACUUGUCUCGUGAGAAAAUUCUUGUUCUUUUUUUUUAAAAUCAAUUUUAACACGUCCUGAGACUUUUAGACAUUAGUUUUUUUUUAUAAAAAUAAUAAUAAUAAUAAUAAUGAGACAGAAGAGUUUGAUAUUUUUGCCUUAUCAUAAAAUAUAUAUAUAUAAAAAGAUAUACAUGUAUUUAUUUUUAUAACAAGAAAUGCUGAUUAC